Cutaneotrichosporon cavernicola is the source of this 1266-nucleotide messenger RNA. RefSeq lists its product as uncharacterized. Lineage: Eukaryota; Fungi; Basidiomycota; Tremellomycetes; Trichosporonales; Trichosporonaceae. Gene Ontology annotation, cellular component: nucleolus; nucleus. The transcript has 4 exons. Bases 1 to 1266 code for a protein of 421 amino acids. Gene Ontology annotation, biological process: maturation of SSU-rRNA from tricistronic rRNA transcript (SSU-rRNA, 5.8S rRNA, LSU-rRNA). The record is from RefSeq and is a predicted model, not a curated record.
AUGCUCUCACUCAAGGACCAGCUGCGGGCAUUACAAGACGAACCGAAGUCGGUGGAUCCCGAGAGCGCGUAUGCCGACCUUGAUGGGCUCAAGUUGCGCGAGGCCGAUCGGGAGCACUACGAGGAUGUUGGGCCAUCACGGCUGCGUGCGGCUGCGGGAGUCGAUACGGCGCAGACACUGUUGACGGACAAGUACGGGGGAAAGGCGAGCAGCCGGAUGAAGAUCUUCGACGAUGACGAAGAGGACGACGACGACGACGACGAGAGGGAGGAGGGAGAAGAGGACGACGAGGAUGAGGAAGCCGAGGAAGAUGAAGAUGAUGAGGAUGAAGAGGAAGAUGACGAGGAGGAUGAUGACGAGGAGGACGAUGAAGACGAAGAGGAGGUGGAGGAAGAUCCCGCGCGCAAGCCGUCCGGCAAGGCGCUCGACCCCGUUGGGCAGCUGCGUGAGUCGCGGCAGAAGGACGUCGAGAAGGGGAGGGGCAUCAAACGGCAACGAGACCUCUUCGACUCGCUCCUGACGAUGCGCAUCGCGUUCCAGAAAGCCGUUCCCUCUACUUUCUCCAUUCCCGACCUCGGCGAGGUUGAGGACGACCCAGAAGGCGAGAUCGACCCGAAGCGCGCCGACGUGCUGUCCUCUUUGGGAGAGCUGAACGAGACGCUCUUCUCUUUGCGCGAGCUCAUCUCGCUUCCCGGUGCCAACCCCUCCAAGAGGAGGCGGACCGGCGACCCCUCCGACGAGGCUUACUGGACCUCCUCGGCCGCCGACUCCUUCGCGCUCUCCGACUCCGCGCAUGGCUCCCUAGUCCCCGUUCUGAGCAAGUGGUCGACCAAGAUCCAGGCGGCGUCCCUCGCCACCGCGAAGUUUGCGUCCAAGCCCACCGGAGUCGUGGAUGCUAUCGACGCCGCCAUCUCCACGAAGCGCGACAACCCCAAGCCCCUACUUGAGGCGGAGGAGGGCGCGUACCGCUCCCUUCUGCGUGAGGUGAUUGAGAGCCGUGGUGGGGGCGACGUCAUGGCCCACCGCCGUGAGAAGAAGAAGAAGCGCGAGGCAGAGCGCGGGGGAAGCAAGGGCCGUAAACUGCGGUACACAGUACACGACAAGGCGGUCAACUUUGUCGUGCCUAUCCCGCUCGAUGGCGGUUGGCAUGAGGAGCAGGUCGACGAGCUGUUCUCCAGCUUGUUUGGGGGGGUGGGGAUCAAGGGUGCGAUGAGUACGGCGCCAGAGACGAAUGGGACAGACCUCGGAGGACUGCGCAUGUUCUAG